Messenger RNA from Sinocyclocheilus anshuiensis, 566 nucleotides. RefSeq names its product arrestin domain-containing protein 3-like. The transcript is spliced from 2 exons. NCBI's taxonomy places the organism in Eukaryota, Metazoa, Chordata, Actinopteri, Cypriniformes, Cyprinidae. The coding region runs from base 192 to 500 and encodes 102 amino acids. The record is from RefSeq and is a predicted model, not a curated record.
UGGGUUUUAAAAGUGAAAGUUGCGUUCGUCUUCUUUUUGACCUUGUUUUAAUGUCACCUACGUAACUGAAUAACGUUCUAUUUUUUAUUGAGCGCUGUGCUUGCACCUUGGUAUACUAAGUGAGUUAAAAUAGCCUUUAAUCGUGAUGCACAAACUGAUUAUUCAUAUGACUUGAACUCUAUAUUUUUGGCAUGACAGUUAUGGCUUUCCGAAGCGUCAAACUCUUUGCUCUUGAGCUGGACGGUCCGGGGGAUGCUGUGUACAGCAGUGGAGAGAUGAUCACUGGCGUGGUGAUCCUGGAGCUCAACCGGGAAAUCAAAGUCCGAGCCCUGAGAGUCCUGAGACGCGGGGUCGCUGCAGCCCACUGGCUGGAAAACCGCAGCGUCGGCGUGAACACCGUCUAUAACGACUACACAUCCAAGAUCACUUACUUCAGGAAGCGACAGCACCUUAUCCGAGAGGCAUGUAUUUUAGAUGUUGCUUGGGCAUUUUCCCACUGAGAAUGGGUAACACAUGGAUACUUAAAUCAGUCGUGGGCCCAGUGUCUCACCUGGUUGCCCGUUGAU